Apodemus sylvaticus (European woodmouse) is the source of this 4303-nucleotide messenger RNA. RefSeq names its product Src like adaptor 2 (gene Sla2). The record is from RefSeq and is a predicted model, not a curated record. Gene Ontology annotation, molecular function: protein binding. Lineage: Eukaryota; Metazoa; Chordata; Mammalia; Rodentia; Muridae. The coding region runs from base 384 to 1181 and encodes 265 amino acids. The transcript has 8 exons.
GAGAACCACAGAGACUGCAGCUGGGGGCUGGAGCUCUGAGGAGUAGCACCUGUGUCUACAGGGACUCAGAUCCCUAGGCCUCGCUCUUUGGUCCUGCUGUCCUGGGUAGGGCAAUCUGAGAAGCAAGGGACUGCUGUACCAGUUUCGUGGAAAUUGUUGGCUGCUGACAAAGAAGCUUGAUUACUUCAGUACCUCAACCUACUCUGGCUACUUUCUGGUGACCGAUCCUUCAGGCUAAGAGAACCUGCUGGGGCCUAAGAUGCCGACUACCUUGGGACCUGCAAAGGCCUGACCUGUCGGGCCGGCGUGCACGUUAGCUGAUCACCCUCACCAAGCCUCUGAUGGCAAACCUGUUCAGUGUGCUUCUGAGAUUCUGCUGAGGAAUGAUGGGAAGUUUGCCCAGCAGAGGGAAAAACUCCGACCCAAGCUCCAACUCCAACUCCAGCUUCUCUGGUCCAGGCCAGGACCCCGUGUCCAUACAAUCAGAAAAAUACAAGGCCACAGCUGUGGCCCUGGGCAGAUUCCCAGCAGGUGAGCAGGCCGGACUAUCCCUGAGACUCGGGGAGCCACUGACCAUUGUGUCUGAGGAUGGAGACUGGUGGAUGGUCCGGUCGGAAGUCUCAGGCAGAGAAUAUCACAUCCCCAAUGUGUAUGUGGCUAAAGUCUCCCACGGGUGGCUGUACGAGGGCCUGAGCCGGGAGAAAGCUGAGGAACUACUCUUGUUACCUGGGAACCCCGGAGGGGCCUUCCUCAUCCGGGAGAGCCAGACCAGGAGAGGCUGCUAUUCCCUGUCCAUCCGACUCAGCCGCCCUGCAUCCUGGGACCGGAUCAGACACUACAGGAUACAGCGUCUUGACAAUGGCUGGCUGUACAUCUCACCUCGCCUCACCUUCCCCUCGCUCCAUGCCCUGGUGGAGCAUUACUCUGAGCUAGCGGAUGGCAUCUGCUGUGCCCUCAGGGAGCCGUGUGUCCUGCAGAAGCUUGGGCCACUACCUGGCAAAGAUACACCUCUACCUGUGACUGUGCCAACAUCAUCACUGAACUGGAAAAAGUUGGACAGCAGCCUCCUGUUUUUGGAAGCACCUGCCAGUGGGGAGGCAUCUCUUCUCAGUGAGGGGCUACGAGAGUCCCUCAGUUCCUACAUCAGCAUGACUGAGGAGAACUCCCUGGAUGAUGCCUAAUCCUACAGCAGAAAGCCACAGGGAACUAAGACUGUGGCACCUAGAACUCCAACUCGGCUGACCCUGACAAAGCUCCCAGGAGGCAAGGCUGUGGGAGCAGAGACGGCUAGGGUGGGGCAGCCACUUAAGGGCCUCACCUGGAACUUCUGAUAAGUCACUUGUCUUCUUCCAUGGCCUCAUCCCUGCCUGCAAUCGCUAGUCCAAAUGCAGCAGUUCAAAGCAGGGCUGGGCCUCUAUAGAGGGUAAAAUACUUCUGAGGUCUGAUAAGUUAUUUCCGGAGAGAAAUAUCCAGUACAAUAGCUAAUCAGCCCUACUAGAAGGCAGAGGGAUCAUCACUACCAUAGAGAGAAAAACUACUAGGAAAAUCACAAGUCUUGUUUGGCAUGCAAAUACAUCUCAAAUGGUAAGAUGGCUUAGAAAGCAGACAAGAGGAACACUUGAAGGCUUUACGGCAGUGGACCUCACCUAACUCCCACACAAGGGGAAGACUGACAAUCCAGAUCUUCCCAUGAUCUCCCAUCAAGACCUUUCAGCCAAGCUCAGUGUACAGCAGAACACAGCCAGGUCCUUCCCGUACCCGUUUUGCCACCUGGUGGACAAACACAAAAUGACAACGCUGAAAUCUCACAUCUAGACCUAUCUUAGUAAUGAGUCAGGACAUCAAGUGGUGGACCCUCUCUGAAAUGCCAAAGCCAAGGCAAUAACCUUCACCAACUCCAGCCAAAAGAGGAAGUCUGGGUGCUGCUGCUGUGGGAGGAGUGGGAGGAGGGAAGCGAGGGCUAUGCUAGGUUCUGAGGGUAGGUCAGUAGGUAAGCAGGCAUGCCGACACACUUUCAGUUAAAGAUCUGUUUAUUCAAGUAUCUGAAAACAUCCUACAAUGGAAACUUAUUAGAUGGCUGCUUGUAUUGUACCAUGGACCACACACAUGGUGUUUUCAGAAGACUUGAGAUGCAGUGAUGGUUUAAAAACUGUACACCUGACGGAGAACCAAGGAAGACAAUGUUUCAUCCGGAUCCAGAGGCGCAUCAAAUUCAACAGCAGCUCCACUUGGCAAACAGCUGUUACAUGAUGGUAUCCAAGAAAAAAAUAGUUGACGAUGGACAAAUUCAGAAAUGCUUCCCCAAAGGCGGAUGGUUCUUUGAAAAGUUUCACAACCCUUGCAGUAAGCACUGAUGCCCAACACGCUGAUUCUAAGUCCAGGAGAUGUGGGUCUUCUCGGUUCCACACGGCAGGAGUGCCUCAAUAAGCAUGUAUCUGUGCUGUAAAAAAAGGGUCCUUUGGACUGGACAGAAGAGAUGGGAGCAAAUGCCAUCAGUCAUAGUGGAUGGCAGUGUAAAAGAUGAUCCAAAUGACCUAUGGGAGACACAAGCAAUAGUCAGGUCAUCACCUGGAUCUACACAGGCCCCUCCCCCACAUGAAGAUGACAAUGCAGAAGUCUGAGGUCUUAAGGAUGUUCAUAAAGGGUAAUUAUUAAUCCCAAAAAUCACAGAAAAGGUCUGUUCCCAUAGUCACUUCCCAUCUCUCUCCCUUCAGGUACUGGCAACCAUUAACCUACUUCCUGUCUUUGGCCCUGUGUAUUCUGUAUUUUACUAAGGGGACCAUGUAGCCGUUUAUGUCUAGAGUCUUCCAUUUGGUAUGUUUUAAAGGUUCACUAUACUGCAGGACCACAGACAAUUAUCAUUUAUUGUAUGCACAGAAGACAUUUUACACUUCAGAUGACAGCCAUGUGAGUAGUUACUUUCCCCUAUUAUGAAUAAUGGAUAUAUUUCAUAUACACGUAUCUACAUUUUUGGCUUUUCCCUUCCUUUUGAGGAUAAGGUCUCUCUAUGUAGCUCAGUCUGAAUUCUAAUAAGUCAACUAGUGGUUUCUCUGAGCAACCUGACAUAAAACGAACAGAAGCUGUUGCUCAACUACAGCUACACAUACCAUGAACAAGGCAAAUGAUGUCAUAAAGCCUUCCUUGGUGAGCUCCCAAGUGCCCCCAUACUCCUCCUCGUCGAUUUGUAGGUAGUUACUGAAGUAGAGAUACAGGACUCCUGCAUUGAUCAGGCAGAACCUGGAGGGAGGGGGAUAAAUACCAAACACAAACGGUAAGCUCUGAGGCUGCAGGCUCUCCCUCACCCCUGUGUUCCAGUUUAUUCUUUGCCCAUGUGACUUCCCACCCUGCCCUGAUGACCCCCAGAGAGAAGGUCCAAGCUUAGGAAGACAGGCUCAAUCUGUUUACUUCAUCAUGAGUGUCUGAGUCUCUCCAGAGGGGCCUCAGCUCCCUCGUAUAUAAAACGGGGGUGGGGGUGGGGCUCUCUAAUAGUUAUUAAGGUUGGAGUGAAGGAAAUAAUACAUACAAAUGUCUAGACCUUAAGUGGAGCUGCCUACCUACCCAACUAAGCUGGAGAUUGGAGAUUUAAGACAACUACUUUUAGCCAAAAGCAUGAACUAAAACAUUUAAAGCUCAGGGCGGGGGUCCCAAUGCAAUGGCAGAACACUUGUCUGGCACACUCAGUUUUGAGCUCCAUUCCUAGCACUGCCCCAAUUUUCCAAUCUACACUUCUUUUUUUUUUUUUUUUUUUUUUUUUUUUGAGAUAGGUUCUCCAAAAAAAGACAAGCCGGGCAGUGGUGGCGCAUGCCUUUAAUCCCAGCACUUGGGAGGCAGAGGCAGGCAGAUUUCUGAGUUCAAGGCCAGCCUGAUCUACAUAGUGAGUUCCAGGACAGCCAGGGCUACACAGAGAAACCCUGUCUCGGAACCCUCUACCCCCAAAAAAUAAGAGAAAGAGAGAGAGAGAUAGUGUCUUAGUGUCUCACUAUGUUGUCUUGGCUAGCCUGGAAAUCUAUCACGUGGUCAGCCAGGCUGACCACAAGCUCACAAGAAUUCUCCUGCCUCUACCUCCAGAGUGCUGGGAUUAAGGGAACACACCAUUACACUCACUCAUUCUCCAAUGUAAAGCACACAGACUUUCAGCCUCCUUGAAAAAAAAAAAAAAUCAACAUGGCUGUCACGCCACCCUAAAUAAGACCUAUACAAGCCAGGAGCCUCAGAUAGCUCCAGCUGAAGGAUGAUCAGGGGACAGACAUAUUUAAUUGCUUUAUGGCCUAGUAAAGCAAAUAAAAACAUUGUUUGUUCUCUG